Phanerochaete carnosa HHB-10118-sp is the source of this 3044-nucleotide messenger RNA. RefSeq lists its product as uncharacterized. Bases 975 to 2579 code for a protein of 534 amino acids. Gene Ontology annotation, cellular component: nucleus. The transcript is spliced from 2 exons. Gene Ontology annotation, molecular function: DNA-binding transcription factor activity, RNA polymerase II-specific; RNA polymerase II cis-regulatory region sequence-specific DNA binding. Lineage: Eukaryota; Fungi; Basidiomycota; Agaricomycetes; Polyporales; Phanerochaetaceae. Gene Ontology annotation, biological process: regulation of transcription by RNA polymerase II. The record is from RefSeq and is a predicted model, not a curated record.
GCCGACGUUCCAGCUGGACUGCGAGGUGAAGUACGACUGCGAACGAAGCAAAGAUCGUUUGUGCCAUGGCGAGAGCUCUCGUUCCUCCACGCGGGCGUGGUGUUAUUUUUUCGGCAUCUCUGAUGCAUUGUAAGUCCGCGGUCUUUGCUCAUGGCAUGCCGCCGUACACGCUCCCUUGACCCACCCACUCGGCCGGCCUGAUCAUGCAGAGCUCGGCCAAACGUAAACUGACACGACUGGAUCUCCGCUCGUGCCGCGUGUUGGCACAGUUUAUGGGCCACCCCUGGUAACGUCUGCGGCGUCCGGUAAGAUCGGGAUCGAGCUGGGAAGGUAUCGUCCGGACAAACGCGAAUACUAUGACUCAGAAAUACUGUAACGCACGGAGCUGGAAGGGGGUCUGCAACGGCCGCUAGUAUUGUCCGCACGGGGAAUGUCGACAGUAAUGCUUAGGCUGCAAGCUGGUCAUCGACUGUAACGCCUUGGUCGGGGUUGUGUCGUCGGUUGGGUAAACUUGGACUGCAAGUACAGUACGUGAAACAGCUCUGAUGCAUGCGGAUAACUGCAACCAGCGCCGCUCCUUCCGGAAAGGGAUCACCCGUCUUGCGUUCGGCAGUCUCGUAGCCUCAUGGCUCCAGCCCACGAGCGUGCUAUCUCUCUACUUGCACCGAGCCUAUUGGACCACCACUCGUAUCAGUGAGGUUUCUAAUCGAACUUUAAACUUGUGAUGGGUGUUCCAGGCCGACCAUUAGUAGUAGUUGUUCAGUGACGAUCGAGGGUGACCGCAGGCCUAGCCAUUCGUGCGGAACCGUCAGAUCAUGAAAUUGUGGCCCCGCCAAACGGAACAAUGAGUCGGCGUACCCUAAUCGUCUCCGGGGUGCGAAAGGAGCUUCUCUAGCGUGAAGGUCGUAUAAAAGCCCAGCGUAUAUCAGAUCGUUUCCGCCUCGACCUGACACUUGCUACUCCAUCUCGCCUUCAUGACCACUCCGUUGCCUCUAGUAUACCCUGACGUCUGCGGCUGGAAUGCCAGCACCAACACCCUAGACCAGAUCAUCCCCUCUGCUUCCUCGUCUGUUAUGCCUCCUCCUCAAACUUCGUCACCUCAUCCGUCACCCAUCACUGUCCUAGAGCCUGUCCCCGUGCGCCCCGCAUGCUCUCGUCAGCCAUCCCGAACGCCACGUCGCAGCGACGACCCGAAUCAUGUGCCCCGGCCGCGCAACGCCUUCUUCAUCUUCCGCUGCGAGUUCACACGCAAGCACACUGGGGAGGCAAAGGACUCGACCCGUUCGUCCACCCCCGAGAAGGUGCUCUCAAAACGUGCCGGUGCGGCCUGGGCGGCGAUGUCCGAUGCUGAGAAGGGGCCAUACCGUGAUGAGGCGAAGAAGGAGAGUAAGAGGCACACCUUGGAGAAUCCUGGGUAUCGCUACAAGCCGAAGCGGAAGAAGCCUCCCCAGCGACGCACCACGGGGCCUGUGACCCGCCGCGAGCAGGUGGAGUCCCUAGUCCAGUUGCGUGAGGGUACCUCCGCGAGACUCGCCGAGUCGACUUCUGGCUGCCCUCACAGCCACGCGUCAUCGUCGCCUGAGCCCGACGGACCCGUUACGCCGCGCGAUUUGCAGCACCGUCGUUCGAUGUCGCUGCCGCACAUCGACGGGGUGGACCACCUCAGCCCGUACUCGUACACCCACACCUACUUCAUCACGCCCGCGUCGUGCUCGUCUAGCCCUAGCCCUGAUCCGCAGCGGAACGGCAGGAGGUUGAGCUCCGCCCGACAGCGAUCAUUCUCGCCGAACAUGUACAUCCCACCACCUGAUCUGUCUUUUGACCUGGAGUUUGCCGAGGCGACUGCGCCAUUCGCAUUGUUCUCACCACGCGGCUCGACCGUCUCCCUCCCCGAGCUGAGCUCACUGCAGGAUUUCACGUUCUAUGAUGAUGGGAGCAGUACUUAUUCAACGCCUCAAAUCUCGCCGGCGGCGUCGAUGUACGACAUCAGCCAGCCAGAAUGCUUCGCGGCUCCGCUCGUCCCGCAGCAGCACGAGUUGUCUGCACCUGCCUUUAACCGGAGACAUCGCUCGAACACGGCGCCAAGCGCGACGAUGUCCCCGCUCGCCUUCCUGAGCUCGUCUCUGAGCAACUGGAACGGCGAGGCCCCGCCGCCCGUCACGCUCACGCGAGGCAGCACGGCGCCUGCGCUCACGAUCUCGCCGCCGGACCCGUCCGCGUCGCUCUUGCUGGGGCAGCCGCCGAUCCAGGUCAUCACGGACGAGGCGGACUACGGGUACGGGACGCUCCUCGCGCCAGGCAUCGACCUCGACCCCGACCGCACGCCUCGGCGCGCGGACUUUGCGCCGAACGUGCAGGCGCUGUACGCCCCGCCCUACGUCCCGACACCGCCGCUGCCGCCGGGCUACCCGCAGCCUGUCUGCACGGACGUGCCGCUCGCGCACGCCUCACCCGGCGAGGCGUACGCGCUCGAGUCGUACAGCGAGGGUCUCGGCGCGUUCGACAUCACUCCAGCGAUCUACGACAUGUCGCCCUUCGAAGAUAUCGACUUUAGUGAUUUCCUCCACGUGAGCCAGUGACGCCACUUUGGACCGCCGCCCAGCGCCUGGGGGCUGCACCUCCCUCAGCGCACCUCUCUCACGGCGGCGCACCUGCGAUACCCUCUUCCUUUUCUUCAAAAUCUCGCGGACUAUCUAUGUAAUGUAUGUUUCAGUGUUUGGCUCCGCACCGUGCUUGCAAACCUCCUCUCAAUUAUUGUGUAGCGUACUCUAACGGUGUUUACGACCCCUUCAUAACUAUUAUUGUAUCCUAUAGCUUUUCCACGCCUCACUGAAAUGAUCAUAAAACGUUUUUCAUGUCUACACCCUCAGUGAUUUCUACUCCACUACUUAUCAUUGCUUUUUUUCCACGGACCGUUGAUACCCGCCUUUACGUAGUCUGUUGCAAAGUUUUCUACUUUAUGUUCGCGAAUAACUAGCAAUAGGGUCGAAGAUUAUUUGAGGAUAAGAGAGCGAUGACACAUCUAGAACUGACAGGAUCAGCAG